GGAAAAAAAAACAGCCCUCGGAAAAAUCCUUAUCAGUAUUGCAGAGCUCUGUUGCUACGGAAACGUGUUGAUUGGGAAGAGCAAGCAAGAUGGCGGCGCUCCGGCUCGAAACUUGCCAUGUCGCCUGUUCGGCCAACAGGACGCCCAACGUCGUGUCUUGGGGCCGCGGGGGGACGCUCGCAUUCGGGACGUGUAACUCCGUAGCCCUGUACGACCCCCAGGAAAGAAGAGUUUUGUCAAUGCUGAAUGGACACACAGGAAGAGUGAACGCAGUCCAAUGGGUCCAUAAGGAAGAUUGCGGUCCCGAGACCCACUUGGUCUCAGGAGGCUCGGACAGCCGUCUGCUGGUCUGGGCCGCUCAGAAUGGCAAGUUUGACCAGUCGGUGGAGUGUAAAGGCCACACGGGCGCCGUGUGCGCCGUGGACGCCAUCUACGCUGGCGCGAGUAUCCUGGCGGCCUCUGCGGCGGGGGACUCCAGCGUCCGGCUGUGGCUCUGCGGUGACGCUGAAGAGGCCGAGUGCCUCCACACGCUAACAUUUGGCGGCGGGUUCAUGAUGGACGUCUCCCUGGCCCUGCUGCCAGGCACCAAAGUUCCCGUUCUGGCCUGCGGGGGCGACGACUCUCGGGUCCACCUGUACGUACAAUCCCGGGAGAAGAAGCUGCGGAGAGUGAUGAUGCUGCAGGGACACGAAGACUGGGUGCGUGGUGUUGCCUGGACGUCCGCAGGUGGCGAGCUGCUGCUGGCCAGCUGCUCGCAGGACGGUCUCAUCCGAGUGUGGCGGCUCGGCGCCAAGCCCGGGAGCGCCGCCCGGGCCGGGGGCGAGCGGGACGACGGCGUCAUCAAAAUGAAAGAGGACCUUUUUCGAGUGGACGAGGAAGAAGAGGACGGAGCGUUCGCCGUGGCUCUGGAAACGGUUUUGACGGGACAUGAGAACUGGGUGUACGGCAUCCACUGGCAGCCACCCUCUUACAAGGGCGGCGAGCGGCAGCAGCGCCUCGGUCUGCUCUCAGCCUCCAUGGACAAAACCAUGAUUCUCUGGACCCCCGACCAGGCCUCCGGAGUCUGGAUGGAGCAGGUUCGUGUCGGGGAGGUGGGCGGCAACACGCUGGGUUUCUUCGGCUGCCAGAUGAGUCCGGACGCUUCCAUGAUCCUGGCUCACGCUUUCCACGGCGCGCUCCACCUGUGGAGCGAGGACGCCGACUCGGGCGUGUGGCGACCCGCCGCGGUGCUGUCGGGCCACUUCGACGCGGUCCAGGACCUGAGCUGGGACCCCGAGGGCGAGUUCGUGCUCAGCGUGAGCUCGGACCGGACGGCCCGACUCUUCACGCCGUGGAGGACGACGGCGGCGGGGGAGGAGACGCGCCCCAGCUGGCACGAGAUCUCGCGGCCGCAGAUCCACGGCUACGACGUGCGGUGUCUGGCCGCGCCGGGCCGCUUCCGGUUCGUGUCGGGCGCCGACGAGAAGGUCCUGCGCGUCUUCCGGGCGCCGCGCAAUUUCGUGGAGAACUUGGCUAACAUCUCGGCGACGUCCAGGGACCGGCUGCUGGCGUCCGGCGACUUCGCCGAGCUACCCGAAGGAGCCAGCGCGCCCGCGUUGGGCUUGUCCAACAAGGCCGUCUUUCAAGCCGAUCGCUCGUCAUCGAGCGAAGACGGAGACGAGAAGUUCAGCGGCGCCUCCGACCAAUAUCGCGAGUCCCACUUCCGCCCCAUCAACUUGACCGAACCUCCACCAGAGGAUCAUCUGCUGCAGAACACUCUCUGGCCCGAAGUCCAAAAACUGUACGGCCACGGAUUCGAGAUGUUCUGCCUGGCGACCGACCGCGGCGGGACGCUGGUGGCGUCGGCGUGCAAGAAACAAGGAUGGUGUUUUUUGAGGGGCGUUAACGGCGUUCGCGUCGCUUUGCGGCAGGCGGCCAAGGCGGAGCACGCGUCGGUGCUGCUGUGGAGCGCGGCCACGUGGCGCCGCCUGCAGGCGCUGCCGUGCCACGCGCUGACCGUCACGCAGAUGGCGUUCUCGCCCGACGCCGCCGCGCUCUUGCUCGUCUCCAGAGACCGCACCUGGUCUCUCUGGCGCCGACGACAGGCCGCCCCAGAGCCCGAGUAUGGUUUGUACGCGCGCACCACGAAGGACACGUCUGUGCACAGCCGCAUCAUCUGGUCAUGUGACUGGAGUCCCGACGGCACGUACUUCGCGACGGCCGGUCGCGACAAGAAGGUGAUCGUGUGGGGACCGUGCGCACAGGACCAGCGCGAGGACUCCGAGGUGAAGCCGUGUUCCUCCAUCUUGGAUGUGGGCGAUUCCGCGACGGCCGUGGCGUUCUGCCCUCGACUCAAUUCGGACGAAAGUUACCUGCUGGCCGUGGGACUCGAGUGCGGUCGGAUGAUUUUGUUCGGGUGGAGGCCCGGCGGAGAUCCCGCCGGGGGGCAAGACUGGAUCAGAUACGGAGGAACAGACCGAUCGCAAAGUCACACCCGUGCCGUCAAGAGGCUGCGCUGGCGGCCUCGCGCGGGUCGGGCCGGCCGGGCCGGCGCCCCGGACGACGGCGCCUGGCUGCAGCUGGCCAGCGCCGGCGCCGACCACGCCGUCAAAAUCUUCGACGUCAACACGGAGGCUCUUUAGCGCCGCCUGCCGUCGCCCUCGUGCGCAGAGAACUACGAGAAAUCGUGUUGCUUUUGUAUUUACGGUGACCAAUAAACAAAAUGUUGUUUUUA
Messenger RNA from Phycodurus eques (leafy seadragon), 2713 nucleotides. It is a transcript of the gene elp2, whose product is annotated as elongator acetyltransferase complex subunit 2. Gene Ontology annotation, biological process: tRNA wobble uridine modification. NCBI's taxonomy places the organism in Eukaryota, Metazoa, Chordata, Actinopteri, Syngnathiformes, Syngnathidae. Bases 90 to 2621 code for a protein of 843 amino acids. Gene Ontology annotation, cellular component: elongator holoenzyme complex. Gene Ontology annotation, molecular function: protein binding. The transcript is spliced from 22 exons. The record is from RefSeq and is a predicted model, not a curated record.